Messenger RNA from Aspergillus calidoustus, 1143 nucleotides. The record is from the annotation of a GenBank genome assembly. NCBI's taxonomy places the organism in Eukaryota, Fungi, Ascomycota, Eurotiomycetes, Eurotiales, Aspergillaceae.
AUGGCCGUCGCGCGCAACAUGCGGCGUACGAGUCCAAUUACGCUGCUGCUAGCUUCGCUGCUGGCCUUCGGUUUCCUCUGCUUUUUAUUCUCCCCGACGCCUUCGACCUCAUCUUCCUCUUCGUCCUCCACAACCACAAAUUCGCGACUAGAAGACACAGCGGAACAUCCUCUCUCCCCUCCAACGAAACCUUUCAUCCCUCAACCCGCUCACGAUGACGGCCGCCAGCCCCCUCCCCCAGUCGUCAAAUACGACCUCAACAGCCUCACCACAACCAGCGACGCAACCGGGAAGGGCGAGCGCGUCCUCAUCCUCACCCCGCUCGCACGCUUCUACCAAGAAUACUGGGACAACGUCGAGAAACUCAGCUACCCACACGAGCUCAUCUCACUUGGGUUCAUAAUCCCGCACACCAAAGAAGGCGACGCCGCCACCUCCGCGCUCGAAAAGGCCAUCAGCAAAACGCAAACGACGGGACCCAUCCCCAACCGCUUCGCAAGCAUCACAAUCCUCCGCCAGGACUUUGACCCGCCGCUCCAAUCGCAGGAUGAAAAGGAGCGCCACAAGAUGUCGAACCAAAAGGCCCGUCGCGAGUCCAUGUCCCGCGCCCGCAACAGCCUCGUCUUCACAACGUUGGGACCAAGCACCUCCUGGGUCCUCUGGCUCGACUCCGACGUCGUCGAAACUCCGCCCACUCUCAUCCAAGACCUGACCUCGCAUAACCGCCCCGUCAUCGUUCCCAAUUGCUACCAGCGGUACUACAACGCCGAGACGAAGAAGCAGGACGUCCGCCCGUACGACUUCAACUCAUGGGUCGACAGCUCCACGGCGCAGAGUCUCGCGAACUCAAUGGGACCCGAUGAGAUCCUGCUCGAGGGGUACGCCGAACUUCCGACAUACCGCAGCUUAAUGGCCUACCAGGCGGACACGAAGAAUCCCAACCCGAAACGUGUGAUUGAUCUCGAUGGCGUCGGCGGGACAGCGUUGAUGGUCAAGGCGGACGUGCAUCGCGACGGGGCCAUGUUCCCCGCAUUUCCAUUCUAUCAUCUCGUUGAGACGGAGGGGUUCGCGAAGAUGGCAAAACGGUUGGGAUAUAGUGUCCAUGGGCUGCCGGAUUAUUUUGUAUACCACUAUAACGAGUGA